GCACUUUGCACAUAACAAGUCCCCGAUCGGAAUGGCCCAGUAAGUGAAGUUUAGGGCUCACUUUCUUCUUCAUCUUCACAUCAACCUUCUAUCGCCGCCGCCGCCGUUAACUAUAUCUCCGGCGACACUCAUUUCUCACAUUCUCUAGAUAAAGUUAUGAACAAAUCAAUAACCAAUAUCUUCUAGCUUCAACAAAUCAAAUCAAUCACACUCACUCACAUUGAGUUAUUCACCAUGCUUUCUCGUUUAAUCCCCAAAAAACCCUCUCACUUCAUUCGCUUUUUUUCUCUUCCAUCCAAACAACACCAUUUCCCCAUUUCACCCAUCAAUCCUCAUUUCACCUUCCUCCCUAAACCCUUCUCCACUAACAAUAAUAACAACGACGGCAAGGACCCUUUUGCUACAUGGAAGAAUUUCGGAGAAAGCGAGGAAAAGUUCGACAAUUUAUUCUCCGAAGAAAGUGGAAGCCUUGCUGGAAUCAACGAAGUUGAAGGGGAGAAAGUAGAGAAGGUAGUUGAAGAGGAAAAAUGGUGGUUGGAAGAGAAGGGUCUUGAUAAUGAAGAUGAAGAUUCUUUGUUUAAAGGAAUUGAUAAACAAACUGAGGGAAAAGGUGAUUUUGGUGCCCAAAUUGGAGUGGGAGCUGAACACGUUGAUCAACCUUGGAAUUUGAAGGAGGUUGGUGGUGAUGUUUUUGAUUUCAAAGAGGAUGAUGUGAUUCAAGAGGUUGAGGAAAUCAAUGUUUUGGAGGGUGAGACUAAAGAGGAUGUUGAAAAGCUUGAGAAGGAAGAGAAAGAACUCACUGCCAUUAUUAAAGGACCACAACGCGCAUUUGGAGAUUUGAUUGCUGCUUCUGGAAUCACAGACGAAAUGCUUGACAGUUUGAUUGCUUUGAAAGAUUUUGAAGGGGUUGAAGGGUUGCCUCCUCUUAGUGAAAUAGAAGAUUUGCGCUAUGAGAGGAAUACUAGAAAAUCCACCAGAGCUGAAAUGGAGCGUCUAAAGCAAGAGGAAGCGGCAAAAGCAAGAGUGAGACAAGUAGAUGAUAAAGGACGUGCUUACGGAACAGGAAGAAGAAAAUGCAGUAUAGCACGUGUGUGGGUUCAGCCUGGUAACGGUAAAUUUAUGGUUAACGAAAAAGAAUUUGAUGUCUAUUUCCCCAUGCUCGAUCAUCGUGCUGCUCUCCUUCGACCUUUCUCUGAGACAAAGACAUUGGGGCUCUGGGAUGUUAAUUGUACUGUUAAAGGUGGUGGUGUUUCAGGGCAAGUUGGAGCUAUACGAUUGGGUAUUAGCAAGGCUUUGCAAAACUGGGAACCAGAUUUGCGACCAGCACUUAGAAGCGUCGGCUUCCUGACAAGGGAUUCAAGAGUGGUAGAAAGGAAAAAGCCAGGAAAGGCCAAAGCAAGAAAAAGUUUCCAAUGGGUCAAGCGUUGAUACACAAUCAUUCUCUGGAUGGCUAUUUUUGUUUGGAAUAUUGGCAAAAUCCUCAAUAACUUAAAAUUCAUUGAUCUUGUACUGCACUCACAUGUGACCUAAUCAAUGUUUGGAUUUCAAGGACAGUAAUGAUAGAAUAUUUUUUUCACCUUAGAUUUGUGUUAUGAGUCAUUCACCCUUUGGAGAGAGCUACUAGUUGCUAUGUUUUUUUUUAAUAGUCCUAAAUACAUAAUGAAUGUUAUAUUGUGAUAAUUUGGUCUGUUGUUGUAGGGGAUAUGUUAUAUCUAUUCUGGUUAUUUUUGUGUAGUUAUUAUUAGUUUUUUUGAUAAA
This is a messenger RNA of Cicer arietinum (chickpea), 1758 nucleotides long. Its product is annotated as small ribosomal subunit protein uS9m. Gene Ontology annotation, biological process: translation. NCBI's taxonomy places the organism in Eukaryota, Viridiplantae, Streptophyta, Magnoliopsida, Fabales, Fabaceae. Gene Ontology annotation, molecular function: RNA binding; structural constituent of ribosome. Gene Ontology annotation, cellular component: cytosolic small ribosomal subunit; ribosome. The record is from RefSeq and is a predicted model, not a curated record.